Molecule: messenger RNA, 189 nt
Organism: Lizanozyma spartinae
Lineage: Eukaryota; Fungi; Ascomycota; Pichiomycetes; Serinales; Debaryomycetaceae
Exons: 2
Coding region: 1-189 (62 amino acids)
Source: RefSeq, a predicted model, not a curated record
AUGGUUGCGCCCUUUGCUAAAGCCUUUGGGACCACUGUCACAUUUCUUGAAAAGAAGGACAAGGCCAGGAAAUUGGCAAAGUCAUUGGGUGCCGACUCUGUCUACGAAAAGUUGCCAGAGCUGAUACCUGAGCAUUCAUUUGACCAUUGUGUGGAUUUUGUUGGACUUCAACGGACACUUGAGAUUUGA